Messenger RNA from Rubroshorea leprosula, 1075 nucleotides. NCBI's taxonomy places the organism in Eukaryota, Viridiplantae, Streptophyta, Magnoliopsida, Malvales, Dipterocarpaceae. The record is from the annotation of a GenBank genome assembly.
GAAGAAGAAAGGGAGGAGGAAAACUAGAGAGCAAAAUUUACCUGUUAGAGAAGAACGAAGAAGGGUUUGUAAAAUCCCGGCGGAAAAUCCCGGCGAGAGAUUGCUGAAUAAUGGCGGCGCUGCUGUUAAUUUUACUGUCACUCUCACUGUCUUCCAUCUCUCUCGCUUACAGGCCCGGUGACAUCGUUCCGAUGAGCAAGAUGGGUCAAUACCACUCCUCCAGAACUGUGUGGCAUGACAUGAUCGGGAAACAUUGCCCAAUCUUUGCCGUCAACCGUGAGGUUUUGAUUCCUGUUGCAAAGCCAACUGGUUACACGGGUGCUGAUCCUUACAAAAUAUCAUUUCAAGUCGGAAGAGAGAAGUUUCUGAUUCCAUGGCUUUUUUUGAUAAAUCGUAAAAGCUCCGAGGUUCCAAUGAUUGAUGUGCAUUUGAGGUACUCAGGAGGCGAUUUGCUUGGGGUCACGGCUAAAGUUGUCGAUAUGCCUCACCAUUACAUCGAAAUUCAUCCAGAUAUUCGCAAUCAGUUCUGGGAUCCUCAACAUUGGCCAAAACAUGUGCUUGUCAGAUACACAUGGGAGGAGCAGUCAGAGAUAGAUGUGGCUUCUGGAUUUUAUGUGCUAUUUGGUUCAGGGCUGAUGCUGUCAUUUAUUCUCUCAAUCUAUAUCUUGCAGUCAUCAAGGGAUAAAUUUGCUAGGUUUGUAAUGGAGACCGUUGCAGAAAGCAGCAUGCCUGGAGAAGUGGCUAAGGUUGAGUGAUGGAACUCUUAAGGAAGGUUAGAAGACUGUGAAGCCAGUCUUGAGAAAAAUAGUAAAAUACAUGUUGUUUGGUUGCAAGGGUUUUGGUUGUCAUUCUGCUCCAGAAAGUCGGUCCUGAAUGUUUAUGGAAAAGCCGGUGGAGUGAAAUCGGAAUUUCUGCACAGCCCUGGCGAGAACUUUUUAUGCUAGUGAUACUGUGAAACUAGUGCAUAAAUAGUUAAUAUAUACAUUGCACAAUUACUGAAUUACUUUGUAUUUUGAUGUGUAACUUUCUUACAUAAAAUUUAGUUUAAAACCACGAAUAAGGACUUGAACUUGGC